ACCGGAAUCGGAAGUAAUAUGCUUUAGGCUACUUCUUUCUUCAGUUCUUAGUUUCGCGUUUGGGGCUUCCAUGAUAAACGUAGGAGGGACGUGCUUUGUUGCGUGAAGGCUUUAACGGGGGACUGAGAAGAAGCCGGAGCGGCGUUGUGAAGUGAAAAAGAAGCCGCCUUGAUUCACCAUGUCUCUAGCAGAUGAGCUUUUGGCUGACCUUGAAGAGGCAGCGGAGGAAGAAGAUGGCAGUUUUGCAGAUGAAGAGGAUGAGUCUCCCAUUGAAGAUGUCCAUGAAGAAAUGCAACUGGAUCUGGCAACUGAUUCAGUCAAGAGUAUUGCCAAGCUGUGGGAUAGCAAAAUGUUUGCUGAAAUUAUGUUGAAGAUUGAGGAGUACAUCAGUAAGCAACCAAAAGCAUCUGAAGUUCUAGGUCCAGUAGAGGCUGCUCCCGAAUACAGAGUCAUUGUGGAUGCCAAUAAUCUCACCGUAGAGAUUGAGAAUGAACUGAAUAUUAUACACAAGUUUAUCCGAGACAAAUACUCCAAGCGAUUCCCAGAAUUAGAAUCCCUUGUUCCCAAUGCUUUGGAUUACAUCCGGACUGUUAAGGAACUGGGCAACAGUUUGGACAAAUGCAAGAACAACGAAAACCUUCAACAGAUUCUUACCAAUGCCACAAUCAUGGUGGUCAGUGUCACUGCAUCCACUACCCAAGGGCAACAGUUGACUGAGGAAGAACUAGAACGCAUUGAGGAGGCCUGUGACAUGGCCCUCGAGCUGAACCAAUCGAAGCACCGCAUCUAUGAGUAUGUGGAAUCCCGUAUGUCCUUCAUUGCCCCAAAUUUGUCCAUCAUUGUUGGGGCCUCCACUGCUGCCAAGAUCAUGGGCAUUGCUGGUGGCCUCACCAACCUUUCCAAGAUGCCAGCUUGCAACAUCAUGCUCCUGGGAGCCCAGAGAAAAACUCUCUCGGGCUUUUCCAGCACUUCUGUAUUGCCACACACUGGUUACAUCUACCAUAGUGACAUUGUACAAUCAUUGCCUCCGGAUCUGCGGAGGAAAGCCGCGCGUUUGGUGUCGGCAAAAUGCACCCUAGCAGCUCGAGUAGACAGCUUCCAUGAGAGUUCUGAAGGGAAGGUUGGAUAUGACCUGAAGGAAGAGAUUGAGAGGAAGUUUGAUAAGUGGCAGGAGCCACCUCCAGUGAAGCAAGUGAAGCCACUGCCAGCUCCUCUGGACGGACAGAGGAAGAAACGGGGAGGCCGCAGGUAUCGUAAGAUGAAAGAACGCCUCGGCUUAACAGAAAUCCGGAAGCAGGCAAACCGGAUGAGCUUUGGAGAGAUUGAAGAAGAUGCUUACCAAGAAGACCUUGGGUUCAGUCUUGGCCAUUUAGGCAAAUCAGGAAGUGGCCGUGUCCGGCAGACCCAAGUCAAUGACGCCACAAAGGCCCGCAUCUCAAAAACACUGCAGCGCACACUCCAGAAGCAAAGCAUGGUGUAUGGGGGAAAGUCAACUAUCCGGGACCGUUCCUCUGGGACAGCUUCCAGUGUGGCAUUCACCCCACUGCAGGGUCUGGAGAUUGUGAAUCCACAGGCAGCUGAGAAGAAGGUCACUGAAGCCAAUCAGAAGUACUUCUCCAGCAUGGCAGAAUUCUUAAAAGUAAAGAGCGAGAAGAGUGGCAUCAUGUCCACCUCAUAGCAAAUACGGAUGCUGCUGUUUCGACCAGUCAUUGGAACCACAUCACACAUGCUGAUAGAAAAGUCUACACUGGACAUGGACCUUGUUGAGGUUGAAGCUCAAUAGACUAUUUGACUUUUACAACUCAAGGUUCUUUCCAGAUAUUCUACUGACAUCAGGUUUCUCCCCCCCCCCCCUUUCUGUUCUCAUAUAAUCCACCAGAAAGCCUGCUAUUGUUUAACUAUUGAUGCAGUGGAAUGGCCUAAUAGAACUGAGUUCAGUUUUCAAAAUAAGUUAGUUAAGCAGUAAGCUAUUUAAUGGCAUAUAAGAGCUGUCCUGAAUAAAAGUGUCCUGUCUCCCCCAUCAUAUAAAUUGACACAUAUGUCUUAUGUGUCAAUUUUAAACUAAUUUUGUAAAUACAGACUGAGAUGCUACCAUUCUUUCUCAUUGCUAUCUAGGAGCACUGGGUAGCUAAUCCUUUCUUCUAGAUUCUGAGUUAAAAAGAGAUUACUUAGAUUAAAAAAAACACUUUGCUUCCUGCGCACUAGAUUACAUAUUUCUCAGGAAUUAAUUGUAACAGGACUACAUGUAGGAGGUGGGGCAUUAGAAAGAAUAGUGCUUCUGUACUUGGGUGCCUCCCUAUUGUGUGGGUUUGGGCUCCCAGGAUUCCUUAGCCACGUGGCUAUUGUUGAAUUCGGGGGAUUAAAGUCCACCCAUAUGGAAGUUUUCAAACUUGGGAAACACUGCUAUAAUUAGGAGUGCACCUUCCUUAAUUCAUGUACCUCCAGAUGGCCAUGCUAACUGGGAGUUGUAACCUAAGACCUUUGGACAGCACGGAGUUAGGGUAGGAGUUACUUAAAGGGGGAGAGGUGAGAGUGCGUCAUAUGUAUCUAAACCAAAACUUGUGUUACGUUAUAUGUAGUAAUGUGGUUGAGUGUAACUGGGAAUGUCCAGAUAAAUUGCAUUCUAUUUCUAAUACACAAGUGAAUCAUUAAAAGGACAUU
Molecule: messenger RNA, 2661 nt
Organism: Protobothrops mucrosquamatus (brown spotted pit viper)
Lineage: Eukaryota; Metazoa; Chordata; Lepidosauria; Squamata; Viperidae
Gene: PRPF31
Product: pre-mRNA processing factor 31
Exons: 14
Coding region: 179-1678 (499 amino acids)
Biological process (GO): spliceosomal tri-snRNP complex assembly; mRNA splicing, via spliceosome
Cellular component (GO): precatalytic spliceosome; U4/U6 x U5 tri-snRNP complex; U4 snRNP
Source: RefSeq, a predicted model, not a curated record